AUGGGGAGGUCUGACGAGCGUGCUUUGCUCCUUCUUGUCAUUUGUGUGCUUGCUGUUCACACACCAGCCGAAGCCUGGUACAAACAAGCAGCCGGACCCAGUUAUUACUCAGUCGGUAGAGCAUCGGGGCUGCUUUCAGGAAUCCGGAGAUCAGCCAUCAGAAGAGAUGAACCGGGCGCACGGGACAGCGGAGACUUCACCCAGAAUAACGCAGUCUUACAGACAAACUCGCACAACUUCGCUUUGAAAAAUAUGCCUAUUUGUGUGAAGGACGUUUUGCCCGACCUGCAAAGCUGUGAACUGAUGCGGGACUCGACAUUCCGGUGUGAGGCUGCCGUCAUUCUCACCCUCGACCCCAGCAGCUGCGUGAAAGCGUGA
Molecule: messenger RNA, 378 nt
Organism: Neoarius graeffei (lesser salmon catfish)
Lineage: Eukaryota; Metazoa; Chordata; Actinopteri; Siluriformes; Ariidae
Product: neuropeptide B-like
Exons: 2
Coding region: 1-378 (125 amino acids)
Biological process (GO): feeding behavior; G protein-coupled receptor signaling pathway
Molecular function (GO): G protein-coupled receptor binding
Source: RefSeq, a predicted model, not a curated record